Molecule: messenger RNA, 1575 nt
Organism: Cyphellophora attinorum
Lineage: Eukaryota; Fungi; Ascomycota; Eurotiomycetes; Chaetothyriales; Cyphellophoraceae
Product: Isocitrate lyase
Exons: 4
Coding region: 1-1575 (524 amino acids)
Biological process (GO): carboxylic acid metabolic process
Molecular function (GO): isocitrate lyase activity
Source: RefSeq, a predicted model, not a curated record
AUGGGUCACAUCGACGAAGAGGAGCAGAAAUACCUGCAAGACGUCGAGGCCGUCAAGAGCUGGUGGAAGGACAGCAGAUGGCGCUUCACAAAACGACCAUACACAGCUGAACAGAUUGUCCAGAAGCGAGGGACCAUCAAAAUCGAAUACCCCAGCAAUGCACUCUCAAAAAAGCUAUGGAAUAUUAUGGAGCAGAAGUUCGCCGCCCGCGAAGCCAGCCCAACAUACGGCUGCCUCGAGCCCACGAUGCUCACCCAGAUGAACAAGUACCUAGAGACAGUCUACGUUUCCGGCUGGCAAUCGUCCUCGACAGCCUCAUCCACUGAUGAACCCUCGCCCGACCUGGCAGACUACCCCAUGAACACCGUACCCAACAAGGUCCAACAUCUCUUCAUGGCCCAGCUCUUCCACGACCGCAAACAACGAGAAGAGCGCCUCACCACACCCAAAGAACAGCGCUCCAACGUCGCUAACGUGGACUACCUCCGCCCCAUCGUCGCCGACGCCGACACCGGCCACGGCGGCCUGACCGCCGUAAUGAAACUCACCAAACUCUUCGUCGAAAAGGGCGCCGCAGGCAUCCACAUCGAAGAUCAAGCCCCCGGCACCAAGAAGUGCGGGCACAUGGCCGGCAAAGUCCUCGUCCCCAUCUCCGAACACAUCAACCGCCUGGUCGCAAUCCGCGCCCAAGCCGACAUUAUGGGCACCGACCUCCUCGCCGUGGCUCGAACAGACUCGGAAGCCGCAACACUAAUCACCACGACUAUCGAUCCGCGCGACCACGGCUUCAUCCUCGGCAGCACAAAUGCCAACCUCCAGCCCCUUAACGACCUGAUGAUCGCCGCCGAGGCGCAAGGCAAGAACGGCGCCGACCUCGAGGCCAUUGAGUCCGCGUGGAUGGACUCCGCGAACCUGAUGCUCUUCGACGACGCCGCGGGCCUGAUCGAGAAGUACAAGUCCUCCGUGAAGGGCAAGUCCAACUCCGAGAGCCGCGCAAUCGCCAAGGGCCUCACGGGCGUGGAUAUUCACUGGGACUGGGAUGCACCUCGGACGCGAGAGGGGUACUAUCGCUUCCAGGGCGGCUGUCCUGCGGCUAUCAACCGUGCGAUCGCGUAUGCGCCGUACGCGGAUAUGAUCUGGAUGGAGAGCAAGCUGCCGGAUUAUGCACAAGCGACGGAGUUUGCGGAGGGCGUGCACGCUGUGUGGCCGGAGCAGAAGCUGGCGUAUAAUUUGUCGCCUUCCUUCAACUGGAAAGCAGCCAUGCCCUCCGCCGAGCAAGAGACCUACAUCCAACGCCUCGGCCAGCUCGGCUACUGCUGGCAGUUUAUCACCCUCGCUGGCCUGCACUCCACGGGUCUGAUAAGCGACCAGUUCGCGCGAGCGUUCGCGAAGCGCGGGAUGAGGGCAUAUGGAGAGUUGAUCCAGGAGCCGGAGAUGGAUGCGAAGAUCGAUCUGGUCACGCAUCAGAAGUGGUCUGGGGCGAAUUAUGUGGAUAACUUGUUGAAGAUGGUUACGGGUGGGGUUAGUAGUACGAGUGCUAUGGGGAAGGGCGUUACUGAGGACCAGUUUCAUUGA